AAUAGUUCUUUAACCGGUAUGCCAUUCAGUGCAUUCCCCCAUUCAAUUCCCCUUCCCGCAGUCGAGUACAAUCUCCUCAGUGGGUUUAACCGCCUUGUGGAGAAACAAUGGUUCGUGUCGAGGUAGUCGCUGUUGGACUGCUGGUGUUUGCCGCCUCCGUCGACGCCGACUUUAGUGGAUGGAACUUCUGGUCCAAGUUUGCCAAACCGUGGGAAGUAUUCAUUCAGAAUUCUUAUGACAUACAAAAAGCUGUUAACGUCACCGACACCAACAACGACGGCGUCAUCACACUUGAAGAAAUCGGGGAACACAUCACCACCUACGACUCUGAUGGUGACAGACGCGUGACCCGUUCUGAGUUUGUUCGUAACAGAUUCGAACAAUACGGCGCCCGCAUCGACAUUUCCAACAACAACUUCGACAACUAUGACUGGGAUGGAGACAACUACCUGACAGUCGAGGAUGUUGAUAUGCUUGCUCCAAUGAUGGCUGAGUUGGAUUCAAACAAGGAUGAAGAACUGAGCAGCUAUGAACUGAUCAAAGGUCUACGACAGAUGGACUUGGCGGCGCAGCGGAAAGCCGAUUGCGAGACUUAUUACAUCUACCGUCUUCCUCCGCGAGAGAUGAAGCUGCAGAAAAAGAAGUGCGCUUCGAGGAAGAUGUAGCAAUAUCACAUGGAGAGGCAAAUAAUCUCUGCACAGCGGAAAUACGGAUACACAGUUUUGUAAAUAAAUGACAUUGCUCAG
Haliotis rubra (blacklip abalone) is the source of this 746-nucleotide messenger RNA. RefSeq names its product calmodulin-4-like. NCBI's taxonomy places the organism in Eukaryota, Metazoa, Mollusca, Gastropoda, Lepetellida, Haliotidae. Gene Ontology annotation, molecular function: calcium ion binding. The coding region runs from base 108 to 665 and encodes 185 amino acids. The record is from RefSeq and is a predicted model, not a curated record. The transcript is spliced from 6 exons.